UUGAAUCUCCUGAGUCCUGCCGUUGUAGAUAACAGGAAAAAGGCUUUUUUCUUUUUCAUUUGUUUUUGUUAAUUUUCGUUUUAAGAAAGUGUAAAAAUCCCUUUGGGGAAUGCAGAGAGAUGAGAAGUUCAUCGUUGAUACGGCCUGAGCAUUGUGGCAACCGUAAACGUUCCGUUGGCGGCCGGACUUGUCACCGGAAACACGUCGAAGACGGGUGAUCCAUUGAUCGGUAAUCCAGUCAUAGCUUCUCCUCUCUUCUUUUAAUCUUCCGUCUAAGUUCAUCUCUCAUGUUGUAAAUAUAGAGUAAAUUCAGUUCAAAGGGUGUCUUUUUUUUUUUUUAAUUUCUCGAUCUUAUAAGUUACAAAAAUGGCGGACAACGCUACUAAGAACGACAACCCAUCUUUGCUUCAUGGGAAAUACGAGCUCGGUCGUGUAUUGGGUCAAGGAACUUUCGCCAAAGUCUACCAUGCAAAGAAUCUCCAAACGGGGAAGAACGUCGCCAUGAAAGUCGUCGGCAAAGAAAAAUUGAUCAAAGUGGGGAUGAUGGAGCAGAUCAAGCGGGAGAUUUCCGUCAUGAAAAUGGUGAAGCACCCAAAUAUCGUGGAACUGGACGAAGUUAUGGCGAGCAAGUCCAAGAUUUACAUCGCCAUGGAGCUCGUCCGUGGCGGAGAAUUGUUCUCGAAAGUCGCCAAGGGUCGUCUCAAAGAAGACGCGGCCAGAGCUUACUUCCAACAUCUUGUUUCCGCCGUCGAUUUCUGCCACAGCCGCGGCGUUUAUCACCGUGAUUUGAAGCCGGAGAAUCUGCUCUUGGACGAAGAUGGCAACUUGAAGGUCACCGAUUUCGGACUAAGCGCUUUCUCGGAACACCUUAAACAAGACGGCUUGUUACACACGACGUGCGGAACUCCGGCGUAUGUAGCCCCGGAGGUCAUCGGAAAAAAAGGAUACGACGGAGCCAAGGCGGAUCUUUGGUCUUGUGGGGUGAUUUUAUAUGUUCUUCUCGCUGGAUUUUUACCGUUUCAAGAUGAUAAUAUUGUGGCAAUGUAUAGAAAGAUUUACAGAGGUGAUUUCAAGUGCCCGCCAUGGUUUUCGCCGGAAGCUCGUAGAUUAAUCACCAGGCUUUUAGACCCGAACCCGAAUACCCGAAUCACAAUCUCGAGGAUCAUGGAUUCGUCUUGGUUCAAAAAAUCCAUCCCCAAGACCAUAACAACAAAACAAGAGCUCGAAUUCGAAGCUUUCAACGGUGACAAGUCAUCAAAGACCGAGACUUUGAACGCUUUCCACAUAAUUUCAUUGUCGGAAGGCUUCGAUCUGUCACCGUUGUUCGAAGAGAAAAAAAGGGAAGAAAAAGAAGAAAUGAGAUUCGCCACCACAAGGCCGGCGAGCAGCGUGAUAUCGCGGCUCGAAGAGGUGGCAAAAUCGGGCAAGUUCAGCGUCAAGAAGAGCGAGUCAAGGGUGCGGUUACAGGGACAAGAAUACGGAAGGAAAGGGAAACUAGCCAUCGCGGCCGAUAUAUUCUCGGUGACGCCGUCGUUUUCGGUGGUGGAAGUUAAGAAAGACAACGGCGACACCUUCGAGUACAAUCAGUUCUGCAGUAAAGAGCUGCGACCGGCGCUUAAAGACAUCGUCUGGACAUCGCCGACCGAGAACACGACCGUUGCUUGAUGAUAAUAUUGUUGUUCUUUGUAAUUUUCUUUUCAAUGUUGUGAUUGAUUAAAACUUUGUUCUUGUUGUUGUUGGAUCCAUUGUAUGUUGAUGUUUCUGUUGUUCAUA
Hibiscus syriacus is the source of this 1773-nucleotide messenger RNA. RefSeq names its product CBL-interacting serine/threonine-protein kinase 6-like. The coding region runs from base 367 to 1665 and encodes 432 amino acids. The transcript has a single exon. Gene Ontology annotation, biological process: protein phosphorylation; signal transduction. NCBI's taxonomy places the organism in Eukaryota, Viridiplantae, Streptophyta, Magnoliopsida, Malvales, Malvaceae. The record is from RefSeq and is a predicted model, not a curated record. Gene Ontology annotation, molecular function: protein kinase activity; ATP binding.